Molecule: messenger RNA, 1755 nt
Organism: Ceratitis capitata (Mediterranean fruit fly)
Lineage: Eukaryota; Metazoa; Arthropoda; Insecta; Diptera; Tephritidae
Product: prolyl 4-hydroxylase subunit alpha-1
Exons: 8
Coding region: 1-1677 (558 amino acids)
Biological process (GO): peptidyl-proline hydroxylation to 4-hydroxy-L-proline
Cellular component (GO): endoplasmic reticulum
Molecular function (GO): protein binding; L-ascorbic acid binding; iron ion binding
Source: RefSeq, a predicted model, not a curated record
AUGCAUUUUAAAAUCAAUUUAAUAUUUGUGAUAAAUUACUUGCUGUUAUUUGUUUGUGGUGGCGUUCAUAAUGUGUUUGCUGGUAAUACAGAAUUCUUUUCCUCUGUGCAUCAAAUGUCCAAAUUGGUGCAAUUGGAAAGUGUCUUGUUGCAACAAAUGCAAAAAUAUAUUAAAAUUAAUGAAAAUAAAUUGGAUUUUCUGAAAGACCGCUUAGCAAUGUUGGAGAGAGAUAACAGGGAGGCGCUGGAAGAAGGCCUAAAUUAUUUUGAUAGUCCUUUGAAUAAGUACUAUCUUACGAAGCGAUUGACUGUGGAUUGGGCGCGUAUUGAGAAUAUCAUGCAACACGAGUCGGGAAAAAAAACGCUCAAUCGAAUCGCAAAAUACGAGAGCACCAACCAUUAUCCAGAAAACUCCGAGCUAGAUGGCGCCAUCGCAGGUUUUCUGCGCAUACAAGAAGUGUAUCGGUUGAAGACCGCAGAUAUGGCGCAAGGCAUACUGGAUGGGGUAAAGUAUAAUAUCUCUUUGGAUGCACGGCUCUGCCUUGACAUCGCCAAAUACGCAGCCAAGGAGAACAAUAUGAGAUUUACGCACUCUUGGGCUUUGGAAGCGCUAAAACGUUUACAGGACCCGGCAGAGGUAUCUAACAAUCCCACUGCGGUGUUGGCGGAGAAACUUGAAGUGGCUGAAAUUUUGGAAUUAUUGGCUACAAGUAAAAAAAAUUUAGGUGAUUUGAAGGGUGCCAAUCAAACGUAUGCUGAACUCGUGCAAUUACGUCCCGACAUCGAGAACUAUACCAGGGAAUAUUUGGUGUUUCUGAAGGAAAAUGUACACAAAGAAUAUGUCAGUGUUGAUCUCAGCGAUGAGCAUGAGCCCCUACCUGCAGACCUGCAUUCCACGGAUCAAUUCACGCGCUACAAGCACACCUGCAACGGUUUACUCAAACAAAGUCCGAGCGAAGAACGUGAACUGCGUUGCGGUUAUCUCACCGAAACGGAUCCAUUCCUAUUGCUGGCACCGUUGAAAGCCGAAGAACUCAAUCAUCAUCCUUUGCUUGUGCUCUACCAUGACGUUUUGUCAGAUGCUGAAAUCGAAAUCAUGAAAGGUUUAAGUGAUAAUCGCAUUGUGCGCGCAACAGUGGCGGGUAUUAAUGGGAGCGUUGUCUCAGAGUUGCGCACAAGCCAGUUUGUUUUUAUGCCGCGUACUGCUCACAAACUUCUCGAAGCUAUUGAUGUUCGCGCUGAGCAAAUGACCGAUUUAAAUAUGGAGUACUCAGAGGAUCAUCAAUUUCAAAAUUACGGUAUCGGCGGUCAUUAUGGUCAGCAUUAUGAUUGGUUUCAGUCAGAAGACGUAAGAAAAAGUAAAAUUCCAUGCCUUCUAAUCUCUAGUAGAGAAAUGGGCAAUCGAAUUGCAACAGUGCUGUUUUAUUUAACCGAUGUUGAGCAAGGUGGCGGCACCGCCUUUCCCUUCCUCAAACGAUUGUUGAUGCCAAAGAAGGGUGAUGCCGCUUUCUGGUACAACCUGCAUGCUGACGGCGUAGGCGAUCUGCGCAAUCUCCAUGGCGGCUGUCCGAUUAUUGUGGGCUCCAAGUGGGUGCUUAAUCGCUGGAUUCGCGAGAAUAUUCAGAGUGAUCGACGGCCAUGUGAACUGUGGCCCGAUAGUUGUAGGGACUGUGCUUAGUCAUUGUCCAAGUAUUAAAGUAAUUAGUUAAGGUAUAUGUAAUGAUAUAUUUAAGAUAUUCAAAAGAAAUUAAUUAAA